Messenger RNA from Penicillium brasilianum, 2163 nucleotides. Lineage: Eukaryota; Fungi; Ascomycota; Eurotiomycetes; Eurotiales; Aspergillaceae. The record is from the annotation of a GenBank genome assembly.
CCCCGCUCCAAAAUCACGACCAGAAUAUCUUUAGGCUCUUGUUUAUCAAAAAAGUAUUCAGUCAACUUCGUACAAGUCAUGCACUCACAAUUUAGAUGAACCAGCCCGAGAAGCCAAAGAAGAGGAUGGGUUUCAAAAGACUCUCCGAGGUGUUGCUGGUCGUACAGGACCCUGAAGGAUCUUAUCUAAAGCUCUGUUCUGCUCUGGCCAGGCCAGCGAGAUCUCCCCGACGGAGAUCUUCGGCACCACACCACGCCACAGAGCAAACGAAGGCAAUAGUUGCCGACGAAGGGCAGGCUCCGAGACGAGGACUAUUAACGAAUCAUCUCCGAAGAAGUCUCCGCGGGCUGGGCGUCCAGUUUUCCGCUCUUGGCGAGGUCUUGGCUGAUUGUUACAGGGUCAGAUAAGCUGUAGGAUACGAAGAUGGGAUGCGACCCGGUUGUGGUGCGGGUGACUGGGUGCAUGGCGGAUGUCAAAUGCGGGGUCAUAAAGAGUGGACAGUUCCCAUAUCCAUCAAUCCAUACUGGUUCUGCAGUCUCAAGCAGUCAUACCGAGCUAUCAUCACCAUGUUUCUCCAACUCCCUCUUGCUCUCCUUUCCGGGGCCCUCGUAGGCUCUGUCUCUGCGGAGACAAUUCUUGGCGUAACUGUGUACUCUCGCCAUGGAGAUCGUAAGUACCCUCUAACUCCUUUCGCCGCGUUACACGCUGACGAUACUAGGCACCUCGAAACACUACAAGGGGUACAUGCUCACAAACCUCGGCCUACAGCAGAACUUCCAAGUUGGCUCAGACUACCGAGACCUGUACGUUUCGUCAGACUCGGCAAAGCAGAUUCUCGGAAUCUCCGAGGAGAAAUACGUCCCUGCUCAGGUCUUUGCAUCUGCACCCGACGAAGCUGUGCUUCUCAACACGGCCACCGCAUUCCUCCAGGGUCUCUAUCCACCUCUCGAGAGUCUAGAUGAGCAGACUGCCUCACAGACCCUGAACAAUGGAAGCACGUACAUCAACCCCCUGAACGGAUAUCAGUAUGUUGUCCUUCACGGCGAGGAGGAAGAAAGCCCCGAUACGAUCUGGAUCAAGGGCGACGACGAGUGUCCUGCUAUUUCUGUUCUCGCCGAGAACUUCGCCGAAAGCGCCGUGUACCAGGACCGGGUUGAGUCGACGCGUUCGUUCUACCAGCAGUUCUGGCCGAUCCUCCAGGACGUGUUCGACUAUACCACCGAGGCAAACAUGUCGUACAAGAACGCAUUUGACAUCUUCGAUCUGAUCAACACCGGCACAAUCCACAAUGCCUCGCUCGAAGAUGCUGUUACCGAGGAAGAGAUGUUCCAGCUCCGCACGCUGGCCGACAGCCACGAGUUUGACUCGAACUUUAACGCCUCUCAGCCUGAGAUGGCCAUUGGUGCACGGACCCUGUCGCAGGCAAUUCUUUCGCACCUCAACGAGACGAUAACCUCGCAGGGAAAGACCAAGUUCUCGUUCCUAGCUGGUAGCUACGACACCAUGAUGGCGUUUGCAGGUCUGCUGGACUUAACGGCGGCCUCGGCAGAUUUCUUCGGUCUCCCGGUAUAUGCAUCGACCAUGGCGUUUGAGCUUCUCACCGAGGGCAAUGUGACCGAGUUUCCUAGUGAGACCGACGACCUCAAAGUCCGCUUUCUGUUCAGGAAUGGCUCGGAUGGCGGUGCACCGCUUACGGCGUUCCCACUGUUCGGUGGGGAGCAGGUGACGCUCUCCUGGUCCGAGUUUGCCACGAAAAUGCAGGAUAGGGCGAUCGCAACUGUUGCGGAAUGGUGUGAAAUCUGCGGGAGUGAGCAGGGCUUCUGCACUGCGGAAACAGCGAGCGAGGCUGACGCUUCUGCUAAAGGAAAGAGUGGAGGAGGAAUGUCGAAUGCCGUUGCCGGGGUGAUUGGGGCAUUCGUGACACUCGGCGUCGUUGGUAUUGUAGCAGGAUUGGCUUUUGUCAUGCUCAAAAAGAGACGCACUGCUGCUCCAGUGCGGGAAAUUGGGACUGCGGAGAAGGGCACUGGUAGCAUCAGCAGCUGAUUGCUUACGGUUCUGCAAGUUUGAAGGAAUCCGACUGUAGUAAAAAUCGAGUUAAGCCAAUACAUAUUGUUCACAGCUCUCAUUGAUCGAGUCGUUCAGCUCACAGGCGGCAUUAACUCC